This is a messenger RNA of Diachasma alloeum, 906 nucleotides long. It is a transcript of the gene Csl4, whose product is annotated as exosome complex component CSL4. The transcript is spliced from 5 exons. The record is from RefSeq and is a predicted model, not a curated record. Gene Ontology annotation, cellular component: nuclear exosome (RNase complex); cytoplasm. Gene Ontology annotation, biological process: RNA processing. Bases 240 to 866 code for a protein of 208 amino acids. Lineage: Eukaryota; Metazoa; Arthropoda; Insecta; Hymenoptera; Braconidae. Gene Ontology annotation, molecular function: RNA binding.
CCAUCUUGAGGCUGCACGUACGACUGACUGAGUAUUUAUCAACGACGUCGUUAUCAAUUGAUCUAAAAAGUGGGUCGAGUGCCCUGUCACUCCCUGGAAUUUAAUUUGUUUGUUUGGACGCUCAAUGCAGUUCACGUUUUCAACGAGAAAGUCGCCCACGUCGUCCGUUGUUUACAAUUUCACACGUGUGACAAGAAACUGUUUUUUGAAAGGGAAAAUAGGAUUAAUUAAGUGUAACAAUGGGAGAGAAUCAGGGACCUAUUAUUUGUGUUCCUGGCCAGAGGCUGUGUCCAGCGAAUAAAACUAGUCUUCCCGGACCUGGAACUUACGAAUUGAAUGGAUAUAUUUAUGCCAAGUUGGCUGGGACCGUUGAAAUAUUGGAGGACGAUAAUACUAAAACGAUAAUUGUUCAUGGCACAACAGAGCAGAGCAUCGUUCCAACGCCCGGUGACAUUGUCACAGCAAUGGUAACAGUGGUGAAUCAAAGAUUCUGUAAAUGCAUCAUGAAAUGCAUUGGAGAUACUGUUCUGACGAGGACUUACAGGGGAAUAUUGCGGAAAGAGGAUGUUAGGGCAACUGAGAAGGACAGGGUGGAAUUGUACAAGUCGUUUCGACCUGGGGAUAUCAUUCUCGCUCGAGUUAUGCCCAUGACUGAAGCCCACACCUACUCAUUAAGUACAGCUGAGAAUGAAUUGGGUGUUGUUGUUGCUCACAGCGAAGAAGGAGUUUCUAUGGUACCAAUCAGUUGGACGGAGAUGCAGUGCCCCAAGACACUCACUAAAGAAUUUCGAAAAGUUGCGAAAGUUAUUCCUGAACAUGUUAUCACUGAAACUGAAUGUAUCAUUCUUCGUCAUGGGAAUGAUUAAUUGUACUUUAAUAAAAUAUCCAAAAGGUUUUAUUAAUAAA